Belonocnema kinseyi is the source of this 1118-nucleotide messenger RNA. It is a transcript of the gene Hacd1, whose product is annotated as very-long-chain (3R)-3-hydroxyacyl-CoA dehydratase hpo-8. The record is from RefSeq and is a predicted model, not a curated record. Gene Ontology annotation, cellular component: endoplasmic reticulum membrane. The transcript has 5 exons. Bases 288 to 998 code for a protein of 236 amino acids. NCBI's taxonomy places the organism in Eukaryota, Metazoa, Arthropoda, Insecta, Hymenoptera, Cynipidae. Gene Ontology annotation, molecular function: 3-hydroxyacyl-CoA dehydratase activity. Gene Ontology annotation, biological process: very long-chain fatty acid biosynthetic process; sphingolipid biosynthetic process; fatty acid elongation.
UUCAGAGGACAGUGAGACAAUGUAUAAUGCAUGUAUAAUGUAUAUAUAUUACGUGUUUGGGAAUGCGUGACCAAAGUAUCAACACUCUUUGAUAAACUGCACAGAAACCGUCUAUAACAAGUAUUUCCUGUAUGAAUUUCGUUGGACAUAAAUUGAAAUCGUUGGGAAACAUGGUAAUGAGUUUCUAAGAGCCUGAGGCUAAAUAUGCCAACUCACUGGUCAGUGUCACUAACUUUUAGACUUUUCCUCUGUUAAAACACUUUCUACUGUGUAAAAAGAAACAAAAUAUGGUUAACAAAAGUUCAAAACCUAAGGAAAUUGGAUUCCUAGCAAAGUUAUACUUACGGAGUUAUAACGCUAUACAGACUUUAGGGUGGAGUUUAAUUUUGUAUCUUCUUGUGUCCUAUUUUGCCCCUGGAAAACGGGAAAUAACCUUAUGGGAAACUGUAAAAACCGCAGUUUUGGUUUUCCAAAAUGCUGCUGCUUUAGAAAUUGUGCAUGCAGUAACGGGACUGGUUCCAUCGAAUCCUAUAAUUACCACUUUCCAAGUUUUAAGUCGUGUUAUGGUGGUUUGUGGAGUUCUACUUGCGACACCACCUGAAUUUGCUGCAGCUUCUCCUGGUCUUCCACUAGCUCUUUUUGCAUGGAGUGUUACGGAAAUAAUUCGUUAUGGAUACUACUUUAUGAACCUCAUGGGAUACGUACCAUACUUUCUUGUAUGGCUUAGGUACACUACUUUUAUUAUACUCUAUCCCAUCGGAAUCACGGGAGAACUUUUGUGCCUGUAUGCUGCCAAAAUAUAUGCCACUACUAAACCACAAGCCUGGAGUUACACGUUGCCCAAUUAUUGGAAUUUCACAUUCAGCUAUUAUUACUUCAUAAUAUUCGUGAUGCUGCUUUACAUUCCGCUUUUCCCGCAGUUGUAUUUACACAUGUUUGCUCAGAGAAAAAAGAUUCUUGGGCAAGCUUCAAAACCAGCAUCGAAGAAAUUCCAGUAAACUGUGCAUUUAAUCAUUUUUCCUAUUUUUCUAAGGGUUGUAUCGGUCAUAUUAUAAAUUAUAGGUUGAAGGUAGGAUUUUUAUAGUACAAAUAAAUUAUAUACAAUUUAAAAACUUUCA